Platichthys flesus (European flounder) is the source of this 3373-nucleotide messenger RNA. Its product is annotated as calcium/calmodulin-dependent protein kinase type II delta chain. The transcript has 20 exons. Gene Ontology annotation, molecular function: calcium/calmodulin-dependent protein kinase activity; calmodulin binding; ATP binding. Gene Ontology annotation, cellular component: cytoplasm; neuron projection. Gene Ontology annotation, biological process: protein phosphorylation. The record is from RefSeq and is a predicted model, not a curated record. NCBI's taxonomy places the organism in Eukaryota, Metazoa, Chordata, Actinopteri, Pleuronectiformes, Pleuronectidae. Bases 237 to 1778 code for a protein of 513 amino acids.
ACAGCGAGCAGAGUGAGAUCCGAGAGCCGAGAGGAGCGACGCCGAGCUCCAGGAGCCGCAAAACUAACAAUAACAACAACAGCAAAAAGAAUAAUAAUCCAUUAGUUAUUUCAUUUCUUUCACUUACUUUCCUCCGCGGAAGGCGACAAGUGUCCGUAGGGACCCGGAGAAGAAGAAGAAGAAGGGCAGAGGACUUUGAAGCAGCUGAGGCGUUCAGGCUCCUACUCACCUCCGACAUGGCGACAACCACCUGCACCAGGUUCACGGACGAGUACCAGCUGUACGAGGAGCUGGGGAAGGGCGCUUUCUCAGUCGUGAGGAGGUGCAUGAAGAUUUCUACGGGGCAGGAAUACGCCGCCAAAAUAAUCAAUACCAAGAAGCUCUCUACCAGGGAUCACCAGAAGCUGGAGCGAGAGGCCCGGAUCUGCCGUCUGCUCAAGCAUCCCAACAUCGUGCGUCUCCAUGAAAGCAUAUCAGAGGAAGGAUUCCACUAUCUGAUCUUUGACUUAGUUACCGGCGGUGAGUUGUUUGAAGACAUCGUUGCCAGGGAGUACUACAGCGAAGCCGAUGCCAGUCAUUGCAUUCAGCAGAUCCUAGAGGCUGUGCUCCACUGCCACCAGAUGGGAGUGGUCCACCGCGACCUUAAGCCGGAGAACUUGCUCCUCGCCAGCAAGUUGAAGGGAGCGGCAGUUAAACUGGCAGACUUUGGCCUGGCCAUCGAGGUGCAGGGAGAACAGCAGGCAUGGUUCGGUUUUGCCGGGACACCAGGGUACCUGUCUCCAGAGGUGCUGAGGAAAGAUCCCUACGGCAAGCCAGUAGACAUGUGGGCCUGUGGUGUGAUUCUCUACAUCCUCUUGGUGGGAUAUCCACCUUUCUGGGACGAGGACCAGCACAGACUCUACCAGCAGAUAAAAGCUGGCGCUUAUGAUUUCCCUUCACCCGAGUGGGACACGGUGACUCCAGAGGCCAAAGACCUGAUCAACAAAAUGCUGACCAUUAAUCCAGCCAAGAGAGUCACUGCCACAGACGCACUCAAACACCCCUGGAUCUGCCAACGCUCCACAGUGGCGUCUAUGAUGCACAGACAGGAGACUGUGGAGUGCCUGAAGAAAUUCAACGCCAGGAGGAAACUCAAGGGUGCCAUCCUGACCACCAUGCUGGCCACUCGCAACUUCUCUGCAGCCAAGAGCCUGCUGAACAAAAAGACGGACGGUGUCAAAAUCAACAACAAGGCCAAUGUGGUCACCAGCCCCAAAGAGCCUGUCCCCACUCCUUCUCUGGAGCCUCAAACCACUGUAAUCCACAACCCAACUGACGGAAACAAGGAGUCCAGCGAGAGCGCCAACACCACCAUCGAGGACGAGGACGUGAGAGCUCGGAAGCAGGAGAUCAUUAAAGUCACUGAGCAGCUGAUUGAGGCCAUCAACAACGGAGACUUUGAGGCCUACACGAAGAUUUGUGAUCCCGGCCUCACGUCCUUUGAGCCCGAGGCCCUGGGAAACUUGGUGGAGGGCACCGACUUCCACCGCUUCUACUUUGAGAACGCUCUGUCUAAGGGGAAGCAGCCGAUCCACACCAUCCUGCUCAAUCCCCACGUCCACCUGAUCGGGGACGAGGCCGCCUGCAUCGCCUACAUCCGCCUCACCCAGUACAUCGACGGCGGCGGCAUGCCUCGCACCAUGCAGUCGGAGGAGACCCGCAUCUGGCACCGCCGUGACAGCAAGUGGCAGAACAUCCACUUCCACCGCUCCGGCUCGCCCACCGUGCCCACCAAUUGAGUUGAAGAUCUGCGACGGCAGCUGACGAGAUCCCGCCUACCAAGAAUCGAUCCAAUCCCUCAGCCAAUCCCUGCCCAUAACAGCUAGAGCUCAGCCCUCUCAGUGUGUUGUUUACAUAUUGUCGCUGCUGGACUGAAGAUUAUUGUACACGUUGGGGCGGGUGGGUGCAAAUCAAGAGAGAAAUCGUUAACGAUAUCAUUUUGUCGUGAGUGCGUGGCGGUGUUCAUUUCCGGAUCUUUCCAUCCCCAACAUGUUUUAAUACGCUGAGUUUUUCUUGUUAUUAUUUUUUUAGAUCAGUACGUUUUUAAAUAGAAGUGAUUUUCAGAGGCGCCAGUUGAUUCGUUUUUAAGAGGCUGGUCGAAUAUGUGAAACUUCCAGUUGUCAAUGUAGUGAGAGUUUGUCAUUUGAAUAUUGCACAUAUUGAGGACUCAUGAGCUGUCGUGAUGUUUUCGCCUUUCGGCACAAAGACCAAUAUAUCACAUAUCUGCUUUUCACUCGUGUAUCUUUUCAGAAUUGCCAUCCGUUAUAGCUCAGACACGCUUGCUUUGUUUCGGUGGUGUAUAGGAUUCGGUAAUUGAUGUAAGUUGCUCUCUCUCUCUAUCUUUUGUAGUAUCCAUCUGCAUUAAGUAUGCUUACUUGGAAUCUAACUACAUGUUUAAAACAGGAAAAUCAUUUGGAAGGUGUGUUAUAUUUUGUGCGUUCGGAGCUCCGCGGCACGGCAGCAUGUGAGAAGAGCCUCUUGUGAUAGAAUGUAAACUGAACUAGAGAUGCGUAUACUUCUUAAGGGCCAUUCUGUCACUCUUGCCAGUUCAAUCGUAUUUACAUACAGUGCAGAGCAAAUUAUGUGAAAUUUAUCAGUUUUUGUAUUUGGUUUUGUUUACUUUUUAUAUUGUGAUUCUGAUGCUUGUCCCUCCACUUGUCAUUAUUAUUAUUAUUAUUAUUGCAUUUCUUUAAGUACCCUAAUUGAUGUUAUCCCUUUAUUUCACCUGGAAUGUUUGCUCAAUAUGUUCAUGCCAAUGUUUUACAGCGCCACAUUUUACACUGGACAGGAUUGAAGUAGAAUCAUGUUCAAACUCGUUCAGGAAGCAACUUCCUGUUGAUUUUUGCAGUUAGCAAUUGGAUUUUUGGUCGAAGUUACCAAUCACCAUUCUCUUUUAGUUAUUGAUAUGUGUCUAUAAUUAUGUUAUCGUAGUGUCACUCUUGGGAAUUGUAGCCAUCACUCACAGGUUUAUGUUUAAACACUUAAAUUUAUGUUUUUAAUGUGGAUAUAAUGAGCCAGGGAAAUCAUACAAAAAAUAAGGGAAAUGAAACAUUCACAUUUUUAGAUUGAGUCACAGGGUUCACUGAGGAUUUGGGUUCGGCAUAUACAUUUUAUGCUUACAAGCAUAAGAGUUAUGACAUCACUGAAUUGUUCCGAAUCUUUUUACCAUUCUUCUGUGUGAUCACAAGUUCCACAUCACCACAAUUGUUUUUCUAUCAUCCUAAGAUGCAUUGAAACUCCCAAUGGGACUGUGGUAUAUAAUGUUGCAAUGAUGGGACAAACGUAAUGUAUGUUUAAGAUAUAUCAAAUAAAUUGUGUGAUUUCUGCCAAAUGA